AUGGAUUCUAAAAAAGAGAAAGGGAGAAGAGAAAUUUGGUCAAAAGAAAUGGUUUUAGAAUUAUGUCGGUUUCUAAACAAAUAUAUCACGAAGCAUGGUCGAACUUCCCCAUUCAAAUGGGUCACUCUUCAGCCAGAGUUUGAAAAAGUUAUAAAUCAUAAAUUUGCCAGUGACAAAGCUAUGAAGAACAAGUAUGACAGUAUGAGAAAAGAGUACAAUCUUUGGAAGUCACUUAAGAAUGGAGAGACUGGUCUAGGUUGGAAUGAAAGUACCAAGCAACUUAAUUGUUCUGAUGAAUGGUGGAAAAGAAAAAUUCAGGAAAACCCGAAAGUUCUAGCAAUUCAAAAUAACCAACCAUCUAUACAACUACAAGAAGAGUGGGAUCAGUUAUUUGGAGAGAUGUAG
This is a messenger RNA of Helianthus annuus (common sunflower), 405 nucleotides long. RefSeq lists its product as uncharacterized. The transcript is spliced from 2 exons. The record is from RefSeq and is a predicted model, not a curated record. Bases 1 to 405 code for a protein of 134 amino acids. NCBI's taxonomy places the organism in Eukaryota, Viridiplantae, Streptophyta, Magnoliopsida, Asterales, Asteraceae.